GCGGCCUAUAUAAAAAGGUUAAAAAACGCGUCAUAGAGUAGAACUAUUUUGAUUCCUGCAAAGAUGCCUUCUCCUUGCGAUUCCUGCAAAGAUACGUGUAAAGAUGGUAAAUCGUGUGGUUCCAAUUGCCAAUGUGGCCCAGAUUGUAAAUGUGCCGAGAUAUCAGGUUCUGGGGGCGACCAAAAAUGUUGCGACAAAAAAAAGUAAUAUUAAAUUUUGUAUUCUCAUGGACUGAAAAUAUUUAUUUCUUGUAUUGAAAUAUAGGUAAUAUAUUGCUUGACUAUGUAAGCUUUAA
Messenger RNA from Ceutorhynchus assimilis (cabbage seed weevil), 295 nucleotides. The record is from the annotation of a GenBank genome assembly. NCBI's taxonomy places the organism in Eukaryota, Metazoa, Arthropoda, Insecta, Coleoptera, Curculionidae.